GGUUUCAAGGGUUCGUUGAAUAGAUACCCGUUGCUACAAACAGAGCUGGAUACCCUUGACAUACAAAACAAAGCUUUAAGAAAAGGGGGCUUCCGAUUUUCUUUCCGGCUCCUUCACCCGUUCUAUCUUACAGCUCCGCUCCACCCUGCUCGAGCAUCACCACCUCAUUUGUUCUUGGUUAGCAGCAACAACUUCUUGAAAAGAUGAGCGACGAAGUCGAAGCAUUUUGGAAAGGUUCUUCAGAGGGGGAAGUUAAGACAUUAAAGAUGAAGUUUCAAUCUGAUAAUAGAGCUGAUCAUUUUGAUUUAUCUUUUGGUGAAGUUGUAUCUAAAAAAAAUGGUGUAAACAGCAAAUGUCAAGGGUGGGAGGCAUUCUCCUACACCUCAUCCCAAUAUUCUCCCAAGUGAUGGUCCUUGUGAAGAUGGUAAACAUAAAUGUCCACAUGAUGGAUGGGUGAAGACCUUUGCUGAAUUGCUGGAAGAAAAGAGUGAAGAUGAUCUUUGGAUACCAUUUACAGUUUCAAAUGAAGGAAGUCGUCGUCUAACUAAGUUUAAAGAUAUGAAUAGCUGGCUUCUAAUCAUAUUAAGGGGGGUACUUCGAGCAGGAAUAUGGUUAAUGGACCAAGGUUUGGAAGUUGGACAGAUAACUGUGAAUGAUAUCGUUUUCUUAAAAGAUGAUUUAAGUUUUGAAAAGCCUCAAAUAAUUGAUUGUUUAGUUACAGGGCGUAGGAAAGGGCAUCCCAAUACUUACUUAAAGUCUGUUGCGGAGAUGAUCAAGUCUAAGUUUACUAAAGGGAACCCAAAGCUUGUCGAAGAUAAUCCAAUUAUUAAGUCUUUUGUCAAAUGUUUAGAAGGUCAUGGUCGUACUCUGCAUGGAAAAAAGAAUAACACCCGGCAGGAAUAUAGGCUCUUGGAACAUCCUCUUUUUCUCAGUUUGGCACAGCAUUGUGUCUUUAACGAUAGAGUGAGAGAUGAAUUUAGAAACAAACAUUGUUCUAUUUUUCGAUCGUUAGAUGUAUAUUGUGUUUUGGACGGAUCCAGUAAGAAAAGCAGACAGUAUCCAGCGUCUGAAGGAUGGAAGAGAUUAUUUAAGCAGCGCAGUAGUCCAGGCGUUAUGCAAGCUCAACUGAACGUACAUGGCGAAAAGUAUCAGGGAGGCUUGGUUCCAGAUCUUGUGAAGAUAUUUCGAGACACUAGUGCUCAUGUAACUGGCUCAAUCCCACCGGCACGACAAGUGAUCACACCAGAAGAUCGCAAAGAUGCUGGAAAACCUAUCACACAGGAAAUUAUUGGGAAGUACAUCAAAAUCAUCGGCCCUCAUCUGCUUUCAUAUUUGUUUGAGUCUUAUGGAACGUGCGACACUGAGGAUAAAUUACGUUAGAGUUUGCAUAUGCAUCUGCAUGAGGAGGAGAUACUUUUGUAAUUGUAAUAUUUAGCGGUACCAGCUUGAUACGCCAGGGCGAACCAUGUGUUUUAGAAGCAAGAAGGCCUUUGUUUGGAUUUUUGGAUAUUUGGAGAGAUGGAAAUAAUUUUAAACUUUAUUUGGCCCUUGUACUUUGAUCCCUAUCUAGAAUUUUAUUCAGGCUUGGAUAAAGGUCUGUACAUAAAUUAUGAAAAUCAAAUAUUGAAAGAGUAGUAAUCCUAGUUUCUGAGCUGUAGAGACCCAUCGGCGACCGUUGGUACACCGUACGAUCGAAACUUGAAUUGAUAAAUUCAGCUGUCGCGUUAAUUUAUUGUUUC
Papaver somniferum (opium poppy) is the source of this 1739-nucleotide messenger RNA. RefSeq lists its product as uncharacterized. Bases 559 to 1380 code for a protein of 273 amino acids. Lineage: Eukaryota; Viridiplantae; Streptophyta; Magnoliopsida; Ranunculales; Papaveraceae. The transcript has 6 exons. The record is from RefSeq and is a predicted model, not a curated record.